CCCAUAAUCAAAUAGGUCAUUUGUAAGUGGAGCUCCAUCCGCUUCAAGGUUGGGAGCACGAAUUCUAUGUCCGAACCAACGCUUCCAAACCCCGGAAACCGAGGAGAACGAGGAAAUUCAAAUAGUGAUGGAGGUGGAUCGGCAUUUGAUUCAGCCGUAAAAGAACUUGAAGCUUCAUUGCGCGACCCAAUUGGAUUUGGUGUAAACCUACGAGAAGUAGGUCUCCCGCGCUCGUCGAACAACCGGUAUGCACUCAUUCGUCUAUGACGUCCUCUAGGUGGAUUAACAUCCGAUGCUGCAGCAAUAUUGCCCUCUGCACGCCUGAUAAACUCAUCAAGCCAGGCAGGGGUAUUUUGGGAUGCCUGUGGAGCAGCGUUUGGUUCAGUCGUAGGUUCUUUAUUUACACGAGAAUUUCUGAGCCACUCAUCCCAUUGGGCAGCCAUGUCUAUUGAUGUACGUGCAGCAGACCUUGAAUCGGAUGGAGAUUCCAGUUCUUCACGUGUGAGACUCUGAGACGAGGCGAGUCCCUCAAUGUGCGAUUCGCCUGAGGCGGCAUUCAAUCCAGAGCCGGAUAUAUCUGAUCUCAGCGGAUAAUCCUGGAGGCUGAAGAAUCCCCUUUCGCGCUCUU
Molecule: messenger RNA, 628 nt
Organism: Periconia digitata
Lineage: Eukaryota; Fungi; Ascomycota; Dothideomycetes; Pleosporales; Periconiaceae
Source: the annotation of a GenBank genome assembly